CCCCCCCCCCCCAUUUCGUUACGUUUAGGGUUUUUCUUAAUUCGUCUUCUGCGAAUCCCGUCGUACAAGGCAACAACUGGGUGCCUCAGUAUUUGACCAAAUUCAAUCUGGGGCCGGGCCAUUGAGUGUUCUCGCCGUCAUUUGGGGAUCUAGGGCAGGCAGAAAUCUGGCAAUUUUAAGUUCCCUGAAGUGUACGUCAGUUUGAGGGACUCUGGAGAUGUUCAUUUCUCGAGUUUGUACGCUUGUAAAGAGAAGAUGUAAGCCUUGCGAGAUCUGUAAUUCUUCGGUUCCCUUUGCCUCGAGCAAUCUAUGCCUUGAAAUAGAUUUUCGUAUUCUUAUUCCUUCACUGUUUCUUCAUUGAUUCAGUAUCUCUUAACUUUGUGUGUGUGUGGGCGCGCGUGUGUGAGAGUGAGAGAAAGAAAGAGAGCGGCAUUUGUCAUAUUCUGGAGUGCGGGUCUUUUUUGUUAUUCAGAACUGAGGGUUUUAUUUUUAUUGUUCUUUCACCAUAGCAGGACUCAUUGAAUGUACCGAUCUCUCUACAUUUUGUUCCAGGUUCUGCCAACACAGUGGUGACUACUUGAAUGCACAAAUGUGGGUGCUAUAUUUUCCUUCUGAAGGGAUUGAUAAUUGAUAAAAAGCUUAUGCGCUAGAUAGCAGAUUCAUUCAUAGAGAAGCACCAAACGGGACCUAAUUUAUGUGAUUUUGGUUUGAGGAAUAAAGAAUGGGAAGGUUAAGUUUUCCAAAGCGCUAUGUGAUUGUCAUUCUGACUUUCAUCUGCACUUGUGUGUGCUACAUAGAACGUGUGGGCUUCUCAAUUGCGUACACUUUUGCUGCUGAUGCUGCAGGGGUAAACCAAUCAAGUAAAGGCAUGAUACUUUCGACAUUCUAUUGUGGUUAUGCCUGUUCACAAGUGCCUGGUGGGUGGGCAGCACAGAAGAUAGGGGGAAGACGUGUUCUGCUUCUUUCAUUUGUAUUAUGGUCUCUCACCUGUACUUUAGUUCCUCUAGAUCCAACUCGGCCCAUGGUUUUGGUGAUAGCUCGUUUACUUGUGGGGGUGGCUCAAGGGUUCAUCUUCCCAUCCAUUCACACAGUCCUAGCUCAAUGGGUUCCACCCCAUGAGAGAUCAAGGUCUGUUUCUCUCACAAUGUCUGGAAUGUAUUUUGGGGCAGCUGCGGGGAUGCUUGUUCUUCCCAGCUUGGUGAAGUUCAAGGGUCCCCAGUCUGUAUUUCCCGCUGAAGCAGCUUUGGGAGCCAUGUGGUCUGUACUUUGGUUCAGAUGUGCAAGUGAUCCACCUCGUUCUGAGCACCCAAAAGCAACUGCUGCUGGUUUUGGGGAAUCAUUGUUGCCAACUAAAGGGAUUCAGAAAGUUAAAGUGGAGAAUGGAGGUCAUUCUCUGAAAAGCGCUCAAAUCCCAUGGAAGAGGAUUAUCCUCAGCCUAUCAGUUUGGGCAAUUGUUGUGAAUAAUUUUACUUUUCACUACGCCUUAUAUGUGUUGAUGAACUGGUUGCCUACAUAUUUUGAACUGGGGCUCCAGCUCAGUCUUCAGGAAAUGGGUUCUUCUAAGAUGAUGCCGUAUCUGAACAUGUUUAUAUUCUCAAAUAUUGGUGGGGUGAUUGCUGAUCAUUUGAUCACAAGGAGAAUCUUGUCUGUGAAUAAGACCAGAAAGAUCUUGAAUACUGUUGGAUUUAUGGUGUCUGCUUUUGCAUUGAUGGCAAUUCCGCUCUUCAGAACAUCUGGUGGGGCUGUGUUUUGCUCUUCCGUGGCUCUUGGUUUUCUAGCCUUGGGUAGAGCUGGGUUUGCAGUAAAUCACAUGGAUAUUGCCCCAAGAUAUGCUGGCAUUGUGAUGGGAGUUUCAAAUACAGCCGGUACAUUAGCUGGCAUUAUUGGGGUUGAUUUUACUGGCCGGCUGCUUGAAGCUGCUAAAACUGCUGAUUUGGAUCUUUCAAAUCCAGAGAGCUGGAGAUCAGUAUUCUGCAUCCCAGGGUUGCUUUGCAUCUUUAGUUCUAUUGUAUUUUUACUAUUCUCAACUGGAGAGAGAAUUUUUGACUGAGAUAAGCUUGUUUUACUGUGGCCAGUCCCCACAAAGAAGUAAUUGCCAUUGCUGGUUGACGAUUUAAGAUGCAGAUAAGAGUUUUAGUGUAGCCCUUUUACGAUUCAGUAUCUCAAUGCAUAACGCAGGGAUGCAUUAUUCAGCUGAACUGCCUUAGCCUGGAAAGACCCAUUGAUUCCCUUAGUAUAGUUGAGCUGCCAUUUGGCUAUUUGGAAAUUAUUCUGAGAUUGUCACGUGCCUCAGUUGAAGCUUGUUCAUCCGAUUUUUGGAUUUGUAUACCCAUUUUUUCCAGCAUACUUGUCUAGCUGUGUAUCACAUUCAAAUGAAUGGGGUGGCCUUGAAUAAUUAAAUCAUUUCAGAUGUCUUAACUUACGUUUUUCCCGUUUAUCAAAGGCAAUGAUUUCUUUCCCUCUAAACAUCAGGA
Molecule: messenger RNA, 2474 nt
Organism: Diospyros lotus (date-plum)
Lineage: Eukaryota; Viridiplantae; Streptophyta; Magnoliopsida; Ericales; Ebenaceae
Product: probable anion transporter 5
Exons: 2
Coding region: 722-2050 (442 amino acids)
Biological process (GO): transmembrane transport
Molecular function (GO): transmembrane transporter activity
Source: RefSeq, a predicted model, not a curated record